This is a messenger RNA of Cercospora beticola, 2580 nucleotides long. RefSeq lists its product as uncharacterized. Gene Ontology annotation, biological process: regulation of DNA-templated transcription; DNA-templated transcription. The record is from RefSeq and is a predicted model, not a curated record. Lineage: Eukaryota; Fungi; Ascomycota; Dothideomycetes; Mycosphaerellales; Mycosphaerellaceae. Gene Ontology annotation, cellular component: nucleus. Gene Ontology annotation, molecular function: DNA-binding transcription factor activity, RNA polymerase II-specific; zinc ion binding; DNA binding.
GAAGCAGACUCCAUCCAUGCCACCGGCCUGGUCUGAAAGGUGAAUGCGGCUAAACGCUGGAAAAGCGGUCCAGGAUCACGUCUCUACACGGCAGCCUAAGCUAAUGCUUCAUUCCGCGCCUGCAUGCUCAUCUUCGCCGUUAAUACGGUCUUCACUGGGUUACGAUAACACCGGGGAAGACGAGAACGUGCUGGAAAUCUUGUAUUCGAUGCGCAGCUGAACCAACCAAGGACCAUGUUGUUCCAAACAGAUUUGUCUGGCGCCAAUGGCCCCGCGACAAAUGUCCCGCCCACAACUGUUGAGACUGGUCUGGUCCCCUCAUAUCGACGUAACGGGAAGUUGUUCAGCUGUGAACCAUGUCGGCGAGGGAAGCUGCGCUGCGAUCACAGCACGCCGAUAUGUGGAAGAUGCGCUCGUCGAGGCAAAGAGAGUGAAUGCGUCUAUCACCCAGCACCUUUGACCAAACCUCGCAUGUCUUCUGGAGCAGGUCCACUUCGCACGAGUAAUCCCGCUCGAACCUUACCACAAGUACCUUACCCAACUGAAAGGCUCGAUAAGCAACGUCCGAAUCACCUAGCUAGUCCGCCGUCAAGCGCAAAUACGACCUCAGGCCAGGAAGAGGCCCUAUUGCAUGUCAACGGCACUUCUCUUGGCCAAUCGCCGAUGGUACGAUCGCCUCUGGUACGGAUGGUGUCGCCUGCAACUGGCAGCUCACGAAUCUCAUCGAUAGACUCACAUAGAAGCCCUGCGAGUGCUAUGUCGUUUCGAGACAGCAAGACUGGAUAUCUCGGUGCUACAUCUUACUCGGCUGUCUACGAGGAGAAUUCGAGUAUAUUACAAACACCGGAGGUCGAUGAAGCAAGAGAUUUGCCAGUGACCAGCGCAGAAAAGAUACAACAAGGUGCUCAAAUUCUCUCUAUGCUCAAGGAUCUUCCGGUGUACCGCAAAUAUAUGGGCAGAUGGUUCGAACUCUGCGACGGCCUCGUGAUCAUGCAGCCGAUCUUCAAAAUCUGGAUCGAUGAGCUAUGGACCGAAUUUGGAGAUGUGCUCGCAGAAGGGAAGACAGAACAACUCCUCGCGCUCUCUGAACUGGUGUGGAGAAAUACCCGCCAGUCAAUGAAAGUCCACGGCGACAUGACUGCCAGAGAAUGGUCCAAAUCUGCAUCCGGCCAACACUUGCGCUGGGAAGUGGUCGGCAUAAUCCUCAGCCUCGUGGGGCUCAUUGCUGUGAACCUGAGCAACUGGGACACAAUAUUCGACUCUGUGCAAGAGAGUUAUGUCGAUCGGGCGACAUUUGCCGACCGUAUGCGCAAAGCAUCGGAGUUUUGUCUUUGCUUCUGCUACGAAUGCGAGGUUUUGAACGACAUCUACCUUUGUUUCAUGUACGAGGAUUUGAUCCUGGUAGAGUGCAUCAAGGGCGAUGCACACUACGCUGCCUGGCAACGAACUGGAGAAGUCUGCGAUGCUGUCGUGGCCAUGGGUUUACAUCAAGGCAACAAACCCGACGCUCACACACCUUUCUUCCUUUCAGAAUUACGAAAGAAGAUCUUCAUCUCUGCGUUCGGUCACGACAAAACCAUUGCCACAUUCCUAGGUCGGCCUCCGAGAUUAUCGCACAGAUAUUGCAAAAUGGAAUCGCCACUGGAUCUCUCCGAUGAAGAAGUCGUUUCCGAGGGCGCAGAUUUACAAGCCGCUUUGUCGCAACUGGACGAAAAUGGCUGGAACACAAGCGGCCACCUCCACCGCAACACUUGGCUGCGCGUCUGGUUCAAACAAGCCAGUCUGCGAGAAGAAAUUCUCGAAAUCGCACUCGGCACAGACGAAGAAGACAUUGCUCAACAGACUGAGCAGGUUCGAGUGAAAAUGGAACGCCUCCACAAGAGUCUUCCGGAUUUCAUGUGCAUCACUCCCGAACAGGUCCUGAGCGAAGGUAAUACAUAUCUUGGAAUGGGAUUCCCAGUGAAUCGAGUCAAAGAUGCGACGCGGUUGGUGCACUUUUGCAUUCAUACCGGGAUAGCGCAUACUGAGUUUCUGUUGCAACGAGCGAUGGUCAGUAGAUUGCGCACUGACACCAAGAAACUUAUUCCGAUCGCCCGAAGGAUGUUGAAAAUGGUCCUACUGGCUCAGUCGAAGAAGGAAUUCUUUCGAGAUUUUCAGGGAGAUUUGAUUUAUUUGCUUGCAUUACACGGUUUGCCAGCUGCUGGUGUGCUCGCAGUUGAGCUGCUCACGCAAGAACGGACACGACAAUGGACACCCGACCUCCUGCCUCGCUCGGAGACCAUUCAAGACCUGAGCGUCUUCAUCUCCGCACUUUCGGCAGUCGGACCAGGAGAGGGGAAUUUCUUCAUCUGUGAUCAAGGUCGCCGAGCUCUGUCCAGAGUGCUGGACCAGAUCUUGUCCCCAAAUCCACUGCCUUCAUCAGCGCCAGCGACGAGAGAGGCUGCGGUAUAUGACGACUCGUCGUCGACGUACUUUCCCAUCGGCAAUGACGCGGAGUUUCUGCAGUGGCUGGAACACGUUGAGUGGGAUAAGAAUACUUGGAUCGAGCCUCUGCCUUCUUCGAACCUGGAGGCGCCAUGA